This is a messenger RNA of Danio rerio (zebrafish), 1926 nucleotides long. RefSeq names its product kelch-like family, member 42 (gene klhl42). NCBI's taxonomy places the organism in Eukaryota, Metazoa, Chordata, Actinopteri, Cypriniformes, Danionidae. The record is from RefSeq and is marked provisional.
AUUUGAAAACACGAAGUGCAAACUGUACAGAACAAAAAUAAACUGCUAUAUUAUGAUACCACGACAUUAAUACCAUAGGACCUGAGUUUUAAAAAAUGUAAUGGAUCGAUCAAGAAUGCACAUCAGCUGACUGCAUAAUCUGCCAAAUGAAGAACAUCUACACAAGCAGACGAGUUCAUGAAGCAUUAUUAUAUAUCAUAUGCAGGUCGUCCGUCUGCAAUGCAGAACUUGUUUGCAAAUGAAGCGGAUGUUUAUGGAAUACAUGCAUGCAGAUGAACUGACUCCGAAUCGAUGCGCUCAACAUUUCCAUAUAUAGGCUUUGGGACAGGAGCGCCUUCACGACCGCUGAUCCCAGAACAGCAGCCAUGACCUCCCCCGAGCAGAUAAUAGAGAUCGUGAUGGAUGACAAGACGUACAAUGUGAGUAAAAGCAAACUAAUCGAGAAGAGCGAUUACUUCCGCGCGCUCUACAGCUCCGGGAUGCGCGAGUCCGCGGAGGAUUCGGUGCGGCUGCGGGGACUGAGCGCGCCCGGGCUCGAGCUAGUGCUGGAGUUCAUCAACACCUCCAAAGUUCAGGUGGACAACGAGACUCUGGAGGACCUGAUCGAAACAGCAUCCUUCCUGCAAGUCACGUCCAUCCUAAAGCUGCUUCUGUCUGAAAUCAAGCAGGAGAACUGCGUGGAGCUCUUCAAGCUCUCUGAGGUCUAUGGGAUGCACGAGCUGAGAAGGGCUUGCCUGAAAUUCAUGAGCUGUUAUUAUCAUCCUAUGCUGCGCAGGCCAGAGUUCAGGAUGUUGGCAGCUAAUGUGCGAGAACAGAUCCGAGAUAUCCGCCUGAAAGGCACAGCCACUUUAGUAGCAAUAGGGGAUUUUACUCACACCUGUCUGGAUUUGGCGAAUCAGGAUGAGCCUUGGUCCAUGUUGAGGUAUGGUGAGGUAGAACAACGCUGGAAACCUCUGGCCAGCAACCUUCCUCAGGAUAUGAUCAAUGUCAGGGGUUAUGGAUCUGCUGUGCUGGACAACUACUUGUUUAUUGUUGGAGGAUACAGAAUGACAAGUCAAGAGAUCUCAGCCGCACAUUGUUACAACCCCUCCAAGAAUGAGUGGAACCAAGUGGCAUCUCUGAACCAGAAGAGAUCAAACUUCAAGCUGCUGGCGGUGAGUGGGAAGCUGUAUGCGGUUGGAGGUCAUUGUCUGGGUACAGUGGAGUGUUACAGUCCUGAGCAGGACUGGUGGACGUGUGUGGCGCCUCUGCCUGAUCCUCUCGCUGAGUUCUCUGCCUGUGAGUGUCAGGGCAUGAUCUACGUCAUGGGCGGUUAUACCUCUAAAGACAGAAACACCAACGUCCUGCGCUACUGUCCUGUCUCGGACGCAUGGUCUGUUUUCCAUUCUUGUUCGGCUCAUGUGCGCAAGCAGCAGAUGCUCUCUGUGGAGGACACCAUCUACCUGGUGGGAGGCUACACGCAUGAGCUGGAAGCUAGAGAAAGCGGACGGCGGAGGCUCAGCCAGACAGAGGACAUGCUGACAGUACAGUCCUACAACGUGCAGACCGGAGAAUGGUUGCAACUUAAGGAAAACACAUCGAAAUCAGGCUUGAACCUCACCUGCACACUGCACAACGAUGGCAUCUACAUCAUGAGCAGAGAUGUCAGCCUGCCAACCAGCCAGGAGCACCGCGUCUUCCUCAAAUACAAUAUCUUCUCAGAUGCCUGGGAGGCUUUCAGACGCUUCCCUGCUCUGGGACAGAACAUGCUGCUUUGCUCUCUCUACCUGCCCAACGUGCUCUGAGGCAAUGGAUCCGGACGGGAGAUAAUGAUGAUAGCACAGAUUUUGUUGCAGACAUGUCAGAAUUGGAGGAGAUCGCCAUAUUGGUUUACCAAAUCAGAAGAAAAACCUGGGGGAGAUAUUAAAGGGAUUGUUUAGCCAAAAA